UCCAUCGUGGUCGCUGAACGCCGGCUUUCAGCUGAAACUUUGUCUGGUUUCGCUGAAAUUCGCGCACACGCGCGCUUUUUCGAUUAUUCACACAAUAAGCUUUUGGCACUUUUAGAUUUAGAUUAGCAUAAUUACAGGACAGUUUUGUUAAUUUAGAAUAAGGUUUUGUAACUAUUGACAGGCAGUAGAAAGUUUUAAAUUACAGUGCAAUAAUAUUCACAAACAAGUUAUGUGAUAAGCUAGAAAAAACUAUUUGUUUUUUUGUGAUGAAUAUAAUAACGGCAAUGAUUUUCUAAGGUUCCAUCUCAACGGUGAAGGUUCACUAAGUAACCAUCGAACCGGCAACCAUCCCUAUUAUUUGGGGCAGCAGAAGAAUACAGUAAUGUCCGGCCAACAGGAAAGUAUCAAUAAAGUGGCCUCGAGCACCGGCAGCGCCAGCCACCACAACAAAAGGCCAGUGAUUCUCGUUUAUCCUACGGUGUCACCGGAAACAGUAGUGGUUCCAAUCAUUUCCUGCAUCUUCGGUUUCCCGCUUCUAGCCCUCUUAGUGAUAUGCUGUUUGAGAAGAAGAGCCAAGCUGGCCAGGGAGCAGGCGCGCAGGCGCAACUGCGAUAUAGAUCACGGUACUUUCUCUAUUGUCAGAUUCAGCCCAAUACACUAUUUAGGACGAUCCAACAGAGCAAUAUCGCUUCGCUCUGAACGUGGUAUGAGUAGAGGAUUUCCGUCUCUAGAGCUGGAUACUGUAGUGGAAGAAAGAUCCGAUCCGGAGCCAGACCAGACCGUUAUCGAAAUGAUGACACCUGAUGGGGAGAGUGACAACAAUAUUAACAAGAGAUAGCAUCAGGUUAAGGACGCUUGCGCAGAUAGGUCUCCUCUUUGGGCAGCCCUGACCCACGCGCAUUCGUUAACCAUCGUAUGUGAUCCAGAAGAUAGUUGACAUCAGGACAAUGAGCUUCAUCGUUCUGAUCCAGUGAUUCCCCACAUGGUACCGCUUCCGUUUAUUAAGGGACAUUGACAUACGCCCUCGUAUUUUUCUACCCUCUAAAUGAUACACCCUUGAUACCUAUCAGUUGCUUAGAAUACACAAAUUUUGUAAAUAAAAUGUUUAAUCAUAAAUGAAUUUUGUUACAUAAUAUAAUAAACAUUGUCAAAUAUUGUAAAUAAAUAUCACUGUUAGAUGUAACAA
Molecule: messenger RNA, 1186 nt
Organism: Diabrotica virgifera virgifera (western corn rootworm)
Lineage: Eukaryota; Metazoa; Arthropoda; Insecta; Coleoptera; Chrysomelidae
Exons: 6
Coding region: 383-838 (151 amino acids)
Source: RefSeq, a predicted model, not a curated record